Phanerochaete carnosa HHB-10118-sp is the source of this 1165-nucleotide messenger RNA. RefSeq lists its product as uncharacterized. The record is from RefSeq and is a predicted model, not a curated record. The transcript is spliced from 6 exons. Gene Ontology annotation, cellular component: membrane. NCBI's taxonomy places the organism in Eukaryota, Fungi, Basidiomycota, Agaricomycetes, Polyporales, Phanerochaetaceae. The coding region runs from base 44 to 550 and encodes 168 amino acids.
ACGCCCACGACCCCUCCGCUGCUGCCCUCGAAUAUUCGUCAAAAUGGUUAGCUGGGAUCCUAAGGUUCGCCGUGGUCACCCCAUUUUGCUGGGUCUCAUUGUCCUCUUUGCUAUCAUUGAGCUGUCCAUUUCGGCGUGGCUCGUCUCGCGCUACAACGCGCACCAUAACUUCCAGAGCUUAGGCGAACGCGACCGCACUCGCUUCCUCCUAUUCACCUCUACUUGGACAAUAGUCUUCUCAGCGCUUUACGCUUUACUGUUCUUCCAGUCCCCGGGCGGCUCCUUCCUCACCAGUGUCGGCAGUCAUGCAAUCUUCAUGUUCAUAACCUGGGUAUUCUGGCUUUCUGGCGCUGCUGCGAUUACCGCCUCGCUUAAUGGAGGCCUCAACUGCGGCCACCACUUUUAUACGUACUGUGGUCAGCGCAACUCGCUGGAAGCAUUCGCCUGGAUUGAACUCGUAUUAACCACAUUUGCCCUCGCGGUCAUCAUGCUGCGCGGUAUCGCGGCUUCUCGACGCGGGGAUGGCAUCAAAGGCUCCCUCGUUUCCUGAUCACAAGUUUCAGUCACCACCUGAUCCACGCUUGCUCAUUUUGUUCUGUUAGCCCUGUCUGUACCUCUCUACGUCCCCCUUUGUUUGUACUGUACUAUGGUUUGUAAUUUGGUGUGUGCAGUCACACCUACGUUCAUCUUAUAUACACUUGCUUGAUCUUGUCCAUGAAUUCACAGUGCUCUACAGGACACAAUUGCUAUAAGCAGUGAACAAACAAGCAUCGUGGUCUACCCGGAAGUUAAUAUCACUGCGUUCGCAAUGCGCGUGCCUGCGCUUCUUCCACAUAGCCCAUGCUGCUACGAACCCCGACCAAAAGAUCGGAAUCGAGAACACGAAAACAGGAAAAGAACAAAACAUAACGAGGAAUCUGACCCAGAGCGAGUCAAGCAUCAGAGGCAUGUUCUGCCGGUAGAGGAACGCCGCAGCAAGCCAUAGCCCGAGGGUAAGCGAGAUGACGAAAACCUUGCGGAUGCUUAAAGCACCGUCGUCACCCAUGUUAGCUCUCCCCCUGGUACCUCUGUGACCAUCGACAACCGGGGGCGGAAGACCGCCUUUGGCGACUUUAGGGGAGUGAUGCAUGUGGAUGGGAGGACGUGUUAGACGCGACUAUCGCGC